GUUGUGCAAUUUUUUCACAACACAAGACCAAACAUUUCAUUGGUACAUGGUGGCUUGUUUUUUGUAUGUACAUAUUUCUCUGACAUUGUAUUGUAUUUCUGUGUGUUGUAUUUUGCAUAUUUAUUUUCAUUUAUAUAUUUUCCAUGCGCAUUUUAAAAACAGAAUUUGCUGUUUUCAAUAAUUGAUACAUCGUCACAUCAAAAGCUAAGCAAGCGUCGGGCUCCACUCGCGCCACAGUUCGUCAUGAAUUCUUGGGUAAACGAGUACCCCGGCAUGCCGAACCAAUUCGGUAUACCCAUGAACCAAAUGAUGGGGAUGAUGCCCAAUCCAAUGGUGAUGAUGCAAGAAAUGCCCCAGCAAAUGAGUGGUAACCAGCCGCCUGAAAACGUGCCUCCUCUUAUCGGUCCUGUUGCGCCAGAAGGUUUCGUGGCAGGCAACAGUAAUGAUGCAAAUGAUAAGGACGGGGAUGACAAUGCUAAACUACAACAUGAAAAGACUCAGAGAAGCUCUAAUCGUAACGAUAACAGAAGAGAUCGAGAUUUUCGUGAUAGAGACCGUGGCCGAAAGCGUUCCAGAUCUCGUGACCGGAAUGAAAGGAUGGGAAGGAACAGGGAUGACAGGAGUCGUCGCCGCACCAAAUGGGAUAAUGGGCAAAGUCAGCCAAUACCUGAUCAGGGAAUCAGUCCAGGAAUGAACCCGGUUAUAAAUCACGGAAUGAAUCCUGGUAUGACUCCCGGAAUGAAUCCUGGGAUGAAUCCUCCAAUGGCAAAUAUGAUGAUGCCCGCAGGCAUGAUGCCAUUCAACAGCAACAUGAUGGGGCAGCCGCCAAUGGACAUUCAAAAUGCUGGCAACAUGCCAAACAUGUCGCACAUGGGCAACAUGGGCCCCAUGCCCAACAUGCCAAUGCCCGGCAUGAACAUGAUGCCAGGCAUGAACAUGAUGCCCGGUAUGAAUAUGAUGCCAAACAUGAUGGAUCAGAACAUGAUGAUGAUGAUGCAGAAUCAACCCAUAUACGUGGCCGAUGGAGUCCUACUUCCACCUAUACCGGGUUCGUCGACACCUAACCGUAGAGAAAAACCAGACGGCUGCAAGACGAUAUUCAUUGGUGGUCUACCGAAUGGCAUUAGGCAAGAGAUUAUAACUGAGUUGUUUCAACGUUUCGGUAAUAUUAUCGGUGUGAAGUUACACAGGCAGGGUGUAUGCCAUGUGCGUUAUGAGAAACAUGAGAGUGUUGAAGAGUCGUUUGUGAUGACCGGAUGGCGAUUCAGAUAUUCAGAUCAGUCGGAUAAUGAAGCAACUACGCUGUUCAUUGAUUACGCUUUGAACCGCGAGGACCAAGCUGAGUUCGAGCGUAACAAGCGCAGACGCGAGCCGACGCCGCCUCGAGUGGAAAUGUUCAGUCCGGCCUCGCUCACCGCAAUCUGUGAGAAGAUCAAGACAGACGACCAGUUUGCUGAGGCCGCACCUACAUUGGCCGCAUGGCUGGAACGUGGGGAAUGCAACAAGAAAAACGCGAACACUUUCUAUUCGCUAAUCCAAGCCAGCAAUAACCAAACUCGACGGCUUUUCAACGAGAAGAUGUCCUUAGAUGAAGACAUUGAGAAGAUGAAAACUCAGCUCCGAGAGAAAUUCUCGCUUAUCAUCGGGCAAUUCGAGAACAUCGCGAAAAUAUUGACAGCGGCGAAACACCAACGGGUCUCCGACCACUUCAACAAACAGCAGAGGAAGAAUAUCGAGAUGUGGCUCAAAAUGACUGAGGAGGUAAAUAACAUGAAGGAAGAAUUCAAUUCUCUCUUUGACGAGGAAGAAAAUGAAAAGCCAAGCAGAAACUCUGUAUCUCUGGAGAAAUAUGAACAGCUUAAGGCGGAAAAUGAAAACUUAAUGUUCGAGCUGGAAGGGUACAAGAACGAGGCGUACCUCGCUAAAGACGAGGCGGAGAGGAAAUUCGAGAAGUUCAAAGCGCACUUCAUCGCUCAGAACGCACUGCAGAACAAACAGCAGUACCCGCCUCUGCCCCCGCCACCGAUGCCAAACAUGAUGAUGUCUCCGGCGCCCGCGCAGAAACCCAAACCCCCACCGCCGUUGCCUGAUGACGACAAAUACAUGACUUCAGGUCCCACGGUACUGCCCUCAGAAGCGAAGCUGAUCAGCGUCCUGACUUCAUUCCUCCUGGUACAUCCACUGGGAGCCUCUCUGGACUAUAUCGUGUCAUAUGUCAGAUCUAUACUGCCCAACAUAAGCCGUGCCACAAUCCAGGAGAUCUUGCGGAGACAUUCCGAUGUGUAUAGGAAUAUGGGUAGUAAUCAUGACAGCAAAUGGACCUUUGUUAUGUUUGAUAUUAUAAAGAAGGAGUAAGAGAGCAGUUUUGUUUGUAUCUAAAGGUUUUAAGACUAGCAUUUGACUGCGGUUUUGACAGCGAAAAUGAAUAGAAUUUUUAAAGCUGUCAUGUAAAAUGUUUACAGGCAUACAUACAUUCAUAAAAUCACGCCUUUUUCCCGGAGGGGUGGCAGAGACUACAUCUUUCCAUUUGCCACGAUCUCUGCAUACUUCUUUCGCUUCAUCCACAUUCAUAACUCGCUUCAUGCAAGCUCGGCGGUUUCGGGUACUCUUGACCUGACUUUUUGCCAGGACGUCCUUAAUUUGAUCACAUACGUUCAUCUAGGCAUUCCCACUCCGAUCAUUUCCUCCCACACUCUCCUUAUAUAUUUGUUUUUUCAACCUGCUUUCAUUCAUUUUCUAUUCCUGUAACUUCAUCUUCUUUCACAUCACAACAUUUCCUUAUCACGCUGUUCAUUAUCCGGUCACUCAAUUUCACACCCAUCAUACUCCUUAACGCUCUCAUUUCUACAGCAUUUGUUCUGCUUUCGUGCUUCUUUUGCCACACCCAACUUUCACUUCCAUACAUUAAUGUUGGGACCAACACGCCCUUAUGCCCAUUCACCAUGUUACUUAAAGACAAAUAUAAUGACGCGACGGAUGAAUAUCUAAAUAUAUUAGCACAUUACGGUUAUACUCCUGGACAUAAUUACCGAACGAGAGAACACAGAAAUCUAGAUCACUGCAUGAUUAAAUCAACGUUUUCCUCUACUACUGUGGUUUGCCACGCCGAUAUUACUGAUCAUAGCACUGUAUUAUGUAGUCUUAACACAUCUUUAGAACACGAAGAUCACAGCUACAAAAGCACUAAAAUAGAUUUCGAUGCUCUUCUAAAUACCAUCAAAGACGUUGAUUGGACUGAUUUUUACCAGAUUAAUGACCCUAAAGAGGCUAUAAAUUACUUUUUGAAUGUCAUGAACAGUGCUCUUGAAAAACAUAAAACAACACGAAAAAUUACUAGUCGUAAUGUUAUACGUAAAAAAUGGAUUACUCCGGGUUUAUUAAAAUGUAUUAGACGUCGAGAUGAACUUCAUAUGAAAACAAAAAAAUUUCCUGAUGACUCUGAUCUACUAAACCAUUAUAAAUCCUAUAGGAAUUAUUGCAACAAUAUACUUCAAAAUUUAAAAACCGAACAUGACAAAGCAAAAAUUUUAGAAAAUAAAACAGAUAUUAAAAAAUUAUGGGACUCAGUUAAAUCUAUAUGUCAUAUUAAAACUACAAAAAAUAAAAGUGAAAAACUACUUCAAAUUAAACGUGACUCCUUUGAAUCCUUGAAUGUAGUUAAUGAUUAUUUUAGUUCUAUAGGGGAAAAACUUGCAAAUAAUAUUCUAGAUAAAAGCGGACAAACUGAAAUAGACCUAGCUAAAAAAUUUAAAUCUAAAACCGAUUCAACAACCCCCCAUUCAUUAUUUAUGACACCUACAAAUGAAAUAGAGGUAACUAAAUUGAUCACAUCGCUUAAAUCUAGUUCAGCAACCGGACAUGACAAUCUUAGCAACAAUAUAUUAAAAAAAGCCAAGAAAUUCGUAGCAAAUCCAAUUGCGCAUAUCUGUAACUUAAGCUUGUUGUCGGGUACUGUUCCCUCUGAAUUAAAGGUUGCAAAUGUUGUUCCUAUAUUUAAGUCUGGAGAUCUUCUACUACCGGAGAACUAUAGACCCAUAUCUCUGCUAAGCGCACUGUCGAAAAUUAUUGAGAAAGUGGUUAAUUCGAGACUCUUAAGCUACUUGGAGGCAGGGGGACUGUUGGCCGAGAACCAGUACGGCUUUCGUUCAGGCAAAUCCACGGAGGAUGCAGUAACUGAUUUGGUUACACAUACCAUUGAAAAAAUCGGUGAGGGACAAAAAUGCGUCGGUGUCUUUCUGGAUUUUGCUAAAGCUUUUGAUACUGUUUCUCGGCCAAUACUCCUCUGCAAGCUAGAAAAACUUGGCAUAAGAGGGAUUGCUCUAGAGUGGUUCCGCUCAUACCUUUCUGAACGUAAACAGAGAAUCUCCUUAGAGGGCUGCUGUAGUAACUAUGCUGACAUUAGGUUCGGAGUGCCGCAAGGCAGCGUUUUGGGUCCUACACUCUUUCUCGUUUACAUAAACGACCUGUGUUCCAUGAAAAUGACAAAUGCAAAAAUUUUUACAUAUGCUGAUGACACCGCAAUCGUCUAUCAUGACGAAUCAUGGGACCGGGUCCAUACUGUAGCUCAGAGAGGGCUUCAGGAUGUACAUGUAUGGCUGCAAAGUAACCUUUUGAGUGCAAAUGUUGGUAAAACUAAAGUUGUCUCAUUCAAAAUUAGUAACAGAACAGGUCCAAAUAAAUCUCUAAAACUUCGUCUUCAUAGUUGCCAACAAGAAUGUCAAUGUGAGAAUCUUGAGGAGGUUAAAACGAUCAGAUACUUAGGAGUUAUCAUUGAUGAUAAAUUUAAUUGGUCUGCACAGGUUGAAGCAGUUUCUAAACGUCUAAAAAAACUCAUGCAUAUAUUUAAAAGGUUAAGAUCUGUUGCUGACCAUGAUAUUAUUAAACUAAUAUAUUUGAGUUUAUGUCAAUCAGUAAUCUGCUACUGUAUAGUGGUAUGGGGUGGAGCUCCAAAAACUUUUAUAUUAAAACUAGAAAGAGCUCAACGAGCCAUUCUAAAAAUAGCAUAUAGUCGUCCCAGAAGAUACCCAACUAAAAAACUUUAUUCAGAGCGUCAGCUCCUUAGCGUGCGUCAAUUGUAUAUAUCAGCAACUAUUCUACGUUUUCACAAAAAUGCCAUGAAAUUAGCAAGAAAAUUCUAUAGAGGUUACAGAUGGGACUAUCCAAAAAUCAAAACAGUCUUCGCGCGUAGGUCAUUCAAAUUUAUGGGUCCAUACCUAUAUAAGAAAAUUUACAGGGUGGAUAAGACCAUUGUCAAAAUGACUAAAUUAAGAUGUAGACGUACUGUAUGCAAGUGGUUAAUGACUAAAAACUACAAUGAGACGGAGAACUUGUUACUUAAUGUCAUAUGAAAUUAUGCAUUAAAAAAAAAAAAAAAAAAAAAAAUAUAUAUAUAUAUAUAUUUUAUGUAUAAUAUAUAUAAUGUAUAAAACAUAUGUUUAAUAUAUAUAAUAUAUAUUUUAAAUAUUUGCAUGUUGUUAUGUAUAUAUGUAUUACAUGUAUUUCUAAUGUACAUAUUUAUAUUUAUUGUGUUUAUUUAUUUAUUUAUUACAAUUAUAUGUAAGAAUACUUUACAAUUACUAUUUAACGUACGCUCUCAUCCACAAAAAACACAAAUUAAAAUUGUUUAAUAAAUUUAAGGGGAAGACACUGGUCGCCACGACACAGGGAAUCCUAGUGUGACGGUCAGUGCAACUGUUGUAGAAAACUCUGUAUUUUUUGUACUGAAUAAAACAUUUUUCAUUUUUUUUUUUUUUUUAUGUUCCCCGCUUUCUCUCCUCUCCUUUCAAUAUCACUAUCACACUUGCCAUCUGAUGUUAACUUUGAUCCAAGAUAUACAAACUCUUUCACUUGCUCAACUUUUUCUCCUCCAAUCAAAAUAUAACAUGUUGUAAUUUCCUUCUCCAUUUCAAAAACUGUGAUGUUUAAUGUUUAUAAGAGAGCAUUUUAUGAGAGGAUCAUGUGUUUUGUAAAUGUAAGACUAGAAUUAAAACGAGGUUUCACUUGUGUUCCUCAAAAUGAAUGAAAGUUUAAAAAUAAAGCUAUCAUUUUUGAUGGAAUUAAUGUUGAUUUUGUUUAGUAAAUAAGUAUACUGGUAAAAAAAAAUGGGCAUUUGUCUUAAUAGUAAGCUUUUGCCCGCGGUUACUUUUUUUUAAGAUUUUUAAUGUACAGAUUUUACCCGUCUGCAUAUUUUAAUCUUCAUUUCCAAAUGAGACGUUUAUAUAUGAGAAGUAAAACAUUAGUUAUGUAAUUAAAAAAGGAUAGUAGAUUUGUUGUGUUGUGUUGCAAAAAUAUGAAGGACUUUUUUUCGAAUGAAAAAUAAAAUAGGUUAUAAUGUGCCGUGUGGUUCCCGGCACCAAUAUAAAUAAGAAUAGGACCACUUCAUCUCUUUCCCAUGGAUGUCGUUAAGGGUGACUAAGGGAAUAAAGCUUGGGAUUCUUCUUUUAGGCGAUAGGCUAGCAAACUAUUUGAAUCUCAAUUCUAUCUAUAAGCCUAUCAGCUGAACGUGGCAUAUCAGUCUUUCAAGACUUCAAGUCUUCCGCGCAAGCGAUUUAGACGUUAUUAUAUGAAUGAAAAGGGUAGAAGAUAGGCUUUUACUGUGCUUUUUCCUAUAGCUUUACCCAUGUGAUAAAAAUGUAGCAAAUUCGUAUUGUAUUAAGUAUACUUAUCCGUUGUAUCCGUGUAUCACGGAAUUUUUCAUAGUAAAAAGGGCAGUCUUAUUUUAAAUGAUCAAGCUAAAUUUUAUCGGCUUUAGUUGUAUUUCUCUGUAUCUAAUGUAUAUUUUCCUAAAAAUUCACACUAUAGUUGUAUUUUUCAAUAAAUAAUAUUUUACGAAUUA
Amyelois transitella is the source of this 6835-nucleotide messenger RNA. RefSeq names its product ecto-NOX disulfide-thiol exchanger 2. Gene Ontology annotation, molecular function: protein-disulfide reductase activity; RNA binding. Gene Ontology annotation, cellular component: external side of plasma membrane; plasma membrane. The record is from RefSeq and is a predicted model, not a curated record. NCBI's taxonomy places the organism in Eukaryota, Metazoa, Arthropoda, Insecta, Lepidoptera, Pyralidae. The coding region runs from base 244 to 2355 and encodes 703 amino acids. Gene Ontology annotation, biological process: ultradian rhythm. The transcript is spliced from 10 exons.